Molecule: messenger RNA, 1967 nt
Organism: Myxozyma melibiosi
Lineage: Eukaryota; Fungi; Ascomycota; Lipomycetes; Lipomycetales; Lipomycetaceae
Product: Pal1 cell morphology protein-domain-containing protein
Exons: 2
Coding region: 138-1655 (505 amino acids)
Cellular component (GO): cytoplasm
Source: RefSeq, a predicted model, not a curated record
CGCUGCUUCCUCGUUUUUCUUCUUCUUUUCUUCUCUUUCCUCUCGUCGCUGUUUCUUUUAUACUUCCUUGAUUAUCACCAUCAUCUCUCUUCUUCUUUACUCAACUCCCUCCUCCUGAUAAUCUACUUCAUCUCACCAUGCCCUUCGCAUCAAACAACCCCUUCCGGCCUCGCGCGACCGAGAUGAUGCCCUCCCGCUCAGCGCCCUCCCCCUUCGCCUCCAAAAAUCCCUUCCUCGACGGCAGCUCCUCCAGCAUCAACUCCUCGCCCAUCUCUUCCGACUUCUUCGGCGCUGCUCCCGCUCCCCUCGUCUCCCCCGUCAACACCGGCUCCGGGGGCUUAUCCACCCGCCGGGCCUCUGAAGAUCUGCCUUCCCUCCUCGUCGAGUUUGGCGACAACUCAAACAACAUCAACAACAACCGCGCCGUCUUUGCCUCCUCCACCGGCUCUUCCUCCGGCAUCGGCCACAUGGUCAAGAGCAGACCGGCCCCGCCGCCUCCGCCGCCUCCUCCGCCGCGCUCCACCGCGAGACGGGUAUCCGAAUCCGACUCGGAUCCGUUCGCUGACCGCUCGUCCUCUCGCUCGCACCGCCAUGCCUCCUUUGCCGCUGGCUCUUCGCGCUCGUCUCAGGCUCAGCACCAGCACCAUCACCGCAGCCAGACCGCCAACGCGCCCUCGUCCACAGUCCUGCCCUCGUCCAGCAACGGCACAUCCGGUCGUCACGGCCGCUCACACCACCAUCACACCAAAAGUGCCUCGCCCUCUUCGAGACAGCAAAACGGCACCAGCAGCAGUAGCAAUAACAACUCCUCCAGCAGCGGCCACAAAUCCAAACGCUCGUCCUCGCAAAAGGGCCCGCUCGACACCAUCGACCGACUCGAUGUCACCGGUAUCUUCGGCACUGGCUUCCACCAUGACGGCCCCUUCGACGCCUGCAACCCGCACCGCAACCGCAUCGACAAAAAAGCGCCGAUGCUCGCCUUCCCCGCGGACUCGGAGAACAACUCGCUCGGCGCGCCGGCACACCUGCUCGCCCACCGCAAGGGUGUAUCGGCUGCGGCUGCGACCGCCGUCGACGGCAUCGUGGGCGACCCUGUCGGCAGCUUCGACGUCACUGCAAAAACUAAUCCUGUGCACGGCGAAGUCUCGCUCGGUCUGGGCUCGACCACGUUCUUUGAAGGAACGCCUGCCUCGCGCGCGGCCAUCAACAGCAGUAGUAGCAACAGCAAGAGCCACCACGACAACACCAUCGAUUUCUCAAAAGCAGGCGGCAACGGCGACCAACCCCCGUCCUCGGGUCUCACCCGCAAGCGGUCGAUCGUGCAGCGUCUGCGCAGCAACUCCGCCGGCCGGGAUCACUACGCGCGACCACCGCCCAUCAACACCGCGUACGCAAACACCUCCGCGGGUUCGCGACACCACUCCGCCGACGACUCGCGGCUGCCCUCGGCCAUUAUGGAGGAAGACGGGCACGACGGACUGAUGCCGCCUCCUGCACCGCGAAUGGUCAGACAGGUCUCAUCGCCUGCGUCGUCGACUUCUGCUACUUCUGCCGCCGCGGCCGCAAGCCGGUCGCCCACUGGAGACGCGCCCCCGCUCACGCUCUUGAAGAGAGUGCGGUCUUUGAAGGUCGGCUCCAGCCGACGAAAGGAGUAAAAGACUACUCUCCCUUUUUUAUUUUUUUUUACAUUUUCAUUUUUUCCCUCUAUUUAUAUAUAUUGUUCCCGGACGAUUGAAUCUUACCGGGUCUGUGUUUUGAUAACUAAGUAGAAGUGUUGAUGAUAAAUGAUGAUGACUACGAUUAUGAAGUUGCUGCGUGCAAGGCCAUACAGAAAAAAGAAACCCGGUAUAUAUAGUUGUUUUGCAUGCACGGAGCAAAGCGCAAGAAGCGCGCGACAAAGCAAUGCGUCUGGAGUGUACAAAGGAGAUUUGGUAUAUAGUUUUUUUUGUUACCUUUUAUAAAAAGCG